Messenger RNA from Symbiodinium sp. CCMP2592, 324 nucleotides. The record is from the annotation of a GenBank genome assembly. Lineage: Eukaryota; Dinophyceae; Suessiales; Symbiodiniaceae.
AUGGAGGUGAAGGUGCUUCAGCCCAGCGGCGCAUGCUUCACCAUCAAGAUGGACAAGCUCGAGACUUGCGGGGCUUUGAAGAUUGCCAUCGCUACACAGACCCGGGUGUCAGCAAGGCGGCAGAAGCUUCUCUGUGGCACGGACUUGCUACCCGAUUCGAAGAGACUGGAGGAGGUGACCUCCGAAGCGUCCGUCGAGGUGCUGUUGUUGGUCAGUCCGGUCUGCGACCUGGUUACACAUCCCGGCGUCACCCCUGGCAUCUGGGACUGCGAUGCCUGCACGCUCGAGCAGCCUCUGAUUGUAAAGGAUGACGACCCUGGGUAG